AGAGGGCUGUGUUCAGUCCGCUCCCAACAGAGCCUGAGUCCAAAGGAAAGUUUGAGGUUUCACAUGUCUGUUUGCGGUACAGGAAAAGGCUUGUGAUCGGAGGGCUUGAUUCAGUGAAAUAACAUUGCCUUCGUGAGCAUUUGCUUCGUAAGAAGGGCAGGGGUUGGAAGCAACCGUUGUGAGACUUUAAAGAUUUGCUGGCAGAGGGAAAGGGAUUUUUUCCCUCCCUCCCGGCUGGGGAAAACAGUCCUAACGAGGAGCUAGCUACUUCGUAGUUUUAAGUCACACUCAAAUAUUCCCCGCCCAGAAGCUGCCGGCGAUCCCUGGGACUUCUCCAUCGGGCUGGGGCUCCGAGGGGCUUUCUGCGGCUCAGCCCCAUCCUCAAAGCCCUGCGGCAUGAGUUUGCAGAAGAGAAUCUUCCCUCGGAGGGAGAAUGGGACCCACGACGUGGCAGCUAAGCCCAGUCCAGUCACCACCCGCCACCCAAGGGCCGCAGACCAGGAGAAGAAGAAGGGCAGCCUCACCUCCUCUCUGAGGAUGGACCCGCACGGCCGUUCUGGAAGGAGCAGGAAAUCUACAAAACUGCGGUCCAUCUCCCGGUCCCUGAUGCUCUGUAACGCUAAGACCAGUGACGAUGGCUCAAGCCCCGAUGAGAGAUACCCGGAUCCCUUCGAGAUCUCCCUGGGCCAGGGCAAGGAGGGGAUUUUCCACUCGUCUGUGCAGCUGGCAGACACAUCGGAGGCUGGGCCCAGCAGCAUUCCUGAUCUGGCGCUGGCCUCCGAGGCGGUUCAAGUCCAAGCAGCCGGGAGCGACCGAGGCAAGAGCUGCCGGAGGCUACUCUUCAUGAAGGAAGCUUCCACAACGUCUUCCCGAGAAAAGUCUGGAAAAGUAGAAGCGCAGAGUAGUACCUUCCUGCUUCCCAAAGCCUGUCACCAAAGGACUCGCAGCAAUUCAACCAGUGUGAAUCCCUACUGCACAGGAGAAAUCGAUUUCCCGAUGAUCAAGAAAUCCUCGGUUUGUGCAGACAGACAGCCCUACUCCCUCUGCAGUAGCCGGAAGUCUCUGUCUCAGCAGCUGGACUGUCUAGCAGGCAGGGCUGCGGGCACCUCGAGACCCACACGGUCGCUCAGCACAGCUCAGCUCGCACAGCCCACGGGAGGCCUGCAGGCUUCCGUCAUCUCCAACAUCGUGCUGAUGAAGGGCCAGGCCAAGGGCCUGGGCUUCAGCAUCGUUGGGGGAAAGGAUAGCAUUUAUGGCCCCAUUGGAAUUUAUGUCAAAACCAUCUUUCCUGGGGGAGCGGCGGCAGCGGACGGAAGGCUGCAGGAAGGGGAUGAAAUUCUGGAACUCAAUGGCGAAUCGAUGGCCGGGCUCACACAUCAGGAUGCUUUGCAGAAGUUCAAGCAAGCCAAAAAGGGGCUCCUGACCCUCACGGUGAGAACGCGCCUGACGGCCCCCCACUCCCUGAGCAGCCACCUGUCCCCGCCGCUGUGCCGCUCCCUGAGCUCCAGCACCUGCGCCACCAAGGACGGCAGCUCCUUCGGCUUGGAAAGCCCGGCCGCCCCUGCCAGCACGGCCAAGGCCAACUACAGGGUCAUGGUGGAGGUCUCUCUGCAGAAAGAGGCCGGCGUCGGUCUGGGGAUCGGCCUGUGCAGCGUGCCCUACUUCCAGUGCAUCUCCGGCAUCUUCGUCCACACGCUCUCUCCGGGAUCCGUGGCACAUUUGGAUGGACGGCUCCGGUGCGGUGAUGAGAUCGUGGAAAUCAAUGACUCCCCCGUGCACUGCAUGACUCUCAACGAGGUCUACGCGAUCCUGAGUCGCUGCAGUCCCGGGCCGGUCCCCAUCAUCGUCAGCCGACACCCAGACCCGCAGGUGUCUGAACUGCAACUCAAAGAAGCUGUGGCCCAGGCUGUGGAGAACGUCAAGUUUGGAAAGGAGAGGCAUCAGUGGAGUCUGGAAGGUGUCAAGAGGCUGGAGAGUAGCUGGCACGGGCGGCCGACCUUGGAGAAGGAGAGAGAGAAGAACUCAGCACCCCCGCAUCGCAGGGCUCAGAAGGUCAUGAUCCGCUCCAGCAGCGACAGCAGCUACAUGUCUGGGUCCCCCGGGGGGAGUCCCAUUAGCGGCUGCGAGCAGCAGCCUUCUGACCCGGAAGUCCCCACCGACAGCCCCAGCCUGUCCCAGGGGCAGGAGCCGGGGACGCUUCCCACAGCUCCUUCCAGGCCGCCCCAGGAGAGCCCACCCCUCCCUGGGACGCAGGACAGCCACCCGCCCCUGAAGCUGAAGAAGUCCUUCGAGAUUUUGGUGAGAAAGCCCACGACCUCCAAGCCCAAGCCUCCGCCCAGAAAAUACUUCAAAAGUGACAGUGACCCUCAGAAGAGUCUGGUAGAGAGCGAAGACACCGUCGGCCCUUCUGGGCACACUGUGUCCCCGUGUGGCCAGGAAGCCAGAGAGCGGCUGCCACCGACGCUGCCGCAGGAAGACACAGCAGGGAGAGUCCCCUGCGCCCCUGCCUGCUGCCCGGGGCCUGCGGCCGGCCCGUCCACAGCACCCUCCUCGGAGGCAGACCCCGGGAGGAGAGGAGGCAGCCCAGGGGCCCCAGCCUCCGCCGUGAAGCACCCUCUCCUUAAGAGGCAGGCUCGGAUGGACUACAGCCUUGAUAGCACCGUCGAAGACCCCUGGGUUCGAAUUUCCGACUGCAUCAAAAACCUGUUCAGCCCCAUCAUGAGCGAGAACCACGGCCACGUGCCUCUGCCGCCCAACGUCAGUCUGGGUGAAGAAGUCGGGGUACGGGGCCACCCCGAUGGGACGCCGUCCAAGCCGGAGGCCGCCGGCGGUGCUCCCAAAGCUUACAAGUCGGCGGACGGCGGCACCGUGAAGAAGGGCCCUCCCGUGGCCCCCAAGCCCGCCUGGUUUCGCCAAAGUUUGAAAAGUUUGAGGACGCGUGCCCAGGAGCCGAGGCGGCUGCCCGACACAGCCUCCCCCGCCCAGCCGACCCCGGCUCCCCGGGAGCGCCCGGGGCCCCCCACUCGGACCUUCUCUUCCUCCAUCAAACAGAGGAUCAGCUCCUUUGAGACCUUUGGCUCCUCUCCACUGCCCAGCAGAGGAGCCCAGAGACAGAGCCUGCAGGCCUCCUGGGGGGAAGCAGCACAAGCUCCGGGGGAACAAGAGGGAGGACAGGGUCCCGGCAGCUUGGGGCGAGGAGCUCCCCACACCGUCGCGCUACAGCCACCAGAGCGAGAGCCGCCGUCGCGGGGGUCCCCCAGCUCCUCCGAGAACAAUGAGCCUGCUGUGUCAGCGUCCCCUCUGUCUGGACGGCAGUCGGGUCAGAAAACCCCCCUCCGUGACCCCGACCCUCUCUCGAGACUGCUGUCCGCACAGACGGAGGAGCCCCAGGGCCCCAUCGUCAAGAUGCCGGGCCAGCGGGCGCGGAGCUUCCCCCUGUCCCGGACCCAGUCCUGGGAGGUGAAGCCGCUGGAUGAGAAGACCAGCAAGCUCUACUCCAUCAGCAGCCAAGUGUCGUCGGCGGUCAUGAAGUCCCUGCUGUGCCUUCCGUCUUCCGUCUCCUGGGGCCAGACGCCCUGCAGCCCCAAGGAAGGGGGUUCUCCUGCGUCGUCGGCCGGGGACACCCCAGCCGCCAACAGUUCUGCAGAAACCCCUGCCUCGGACACGGGCUUCUCCCUCAACCUUUCAGAGCUGAGAGAGUACACAGAGGGCCUCGGUGAGCCCACGGAAGCUGAAAGCUGGGACCACGGCUCCCCUCAGCCUGGCCAGUCGGUCAUCUCCCUGCUGAGCUCCGAGGAGUUAAAGAAACUCAUCGAGGAAGUGAAGGUUCUGGAUGAAGCGACGUUGAAGCAAUUAGACAACAUCCACGUCACCGUCUUGCACAAGGAGGAAGGGGCCGGCCUGGGGUUCAGCCUGGCAGGGGGAGCGGAUCUAGAAAACAAAGUGAUCACGGUCUCUGCGGACUCCAGACAACCUGCACAGGUUCCUGCGAGGGAACCUGAAUCACUUGUGGAAACGCAAAAUAAAUGACUAAAUAAAUAAAAACUCCCAGGUGUCUCAGCCUCACAGCGGGACCGCUGGGCCAGGAUUUCUCGACGUCAAAGGGGACGUUCUAAGAAACAGCAAACCCAGCGAAUGUCACGGGAUCGUACACCUGGAAGCGGCUCAUUGUGCGUUGUGCGAAUUUCAAGUCAACAACAACAAUUUGAAGCAGAUUUUAUCCAACGUCUCUUGCUUUGGACAAGGAGAUGAGGAAGCUGUUCACGGCUGGACAUUUAGACCGGGAUGGUUUAUGGUUUCGGGGCCUCCACGGAAGGCUGUGCAGCUGGGACCGGACACCUGCACGUGACAGCUGCGUUGUCGCAGGGCCUCCUGGUGCGGCGCAUGUGCAUUCCCCUGCCCGGCCGGAGGCUGACCCUCCAGCUCACCACCUGCCUGCACGGAGCACCCACCUCCCGGCCGGUGACUCGGCUGUUCCGACCGCCCCCGCGUGAGCGGUGACUUCCUUCUCUGAAGCAGGCUCUCUGCCCCAAGAAAAGCACCGAAAACCACCCAGGACCUGUUUCUGUCCCAAGGCACCCAGUCCCGGACUGCAAAGAGCCCCCGGCUGUGCGGUUGACCUUCCGUUUGAGGAGGAGUGAGAGCCGGGCCUGUGAGAAGAGCCCUUGGGAUCCUGGGUUCUGCCCUGAGGGGUGACCUGUCUCUGUCCCCUUUGGCCAGCCUCCCUGGACACCAAACAGACAAUGCAUGUCGGCCAGGCACGGGCACCAGACUCCCUCUCUCACCCUCCGGACGGGAAUACGUCCUUUCCUUUCCCGAGUCGUCACUGCAAGAGAACCGAUGCUGAGCACCGUCCGUGACCGAGGGCCGUGCCGGACACUCACUGGCUCAUGUCAACCAUCUUCCCCCUGACUCAGGGAGCGGGGGUGGACAAGGAGGGACUCCGGCAGGGGACGGAGAUGCCCACCAGAACUUCUGCUUCGUACCUGGGUCUCCUACAGAGCCUGGAGAGCCUCGCCACGUCUGACUGCGACGCAGAAUUUUUCGGAAACCAAAAUAACGGAGAGAAGCUGAGAGCCUGGUUUGCACGAUGCUGUCACACGUCUCAGUGACAGCCCCGCACGCCGUCGCGCAGUCCCUUCGCACUGUGCACGGUAGAACUGGGUAGAAAGGGGACCGGGAGGGGCCCCCUUUCAGCAAAAUAGAAAUUCUGGGUCAGAAUUUCUGCGGGAGGAGCUUUAAAAAUGCCCAGACUUCCCAGAAAAGCAUUUCUCAAAAAAUCAUCCUGCGGAAGAUGGGGGCCUGAGAACUGCGCCCGGAAAAAAAGGAUGGUUUGUGAAAGGCUUUCGGGGGUCACGGCGCGCUCCUCCAGGAGUGCGGCGCACACUGGCUUUGCUGAGUCUCUAAUACGUCUUCCGACCAACUGGAGACCUUUUCAGACCUUCCGUUGCACCCAGACCUUAGAGCCUUUCCCUAUACAAGGAUCCCGCAGGAGGCACAGAACCUGUGCUUCGGGAAAACACUCCAGGAGGCGCUGCCGAGCAGGGAAGGCGAGAGAUUUGAACUGGGUUGUUUACUGGGAUUGCCGGACCGGCUAGGGCAUUGUGUUGGGAAGGGUUCUGAGGAUGGGUCUGACCACUCUCGCUGGGGAUCUCUGCUCUGGGUGUCUGGGUUUGACCACCUGGUCUGGAUCCUCUUCCAGCACGCGUCUGGAGCUGACGCCGGCUGGUUCCGGGGUCUUGACUUCCGUUGGU
Messenger RNA from Mustela erminea (ermine), 5753 nucleotides. It is a transcript of the gene IL16, whose product is annotated as interleukin 16. The transcript has 17 exons. The record is from RefSeq and is a predicted model, not a curated record. Gene Ontology annotation, molecular function: cytokine activity; CD4 receptor binding. Bases 397 to 4029 code for a protein of 1210 amino acids. Gene Ontology annotation, biological process: induction of positive chemotaxis; leukocyte chemotaxis. NCBI's taxonomy places the organism in Eukaryota, Metazoa, Chordata, Mammalia, Carnivora, Mustelidae.